Messenger RNA from Annulohypoxylon maeteangense, 2151 nucleotides. RefSeq lists its product as uncharacterized. Lineage: Eukaryota; Fungi; Ascomycota; Sordariomycetes; Xylariales; Hypoxylaceae. The transcript is spliced from 3 exons. The record is from RefSeq and is a predicted model, not a curated record. Bases 1 to 2151 code for a protein of 716 amino acids.
AUGCAACCUCUGGUGUCCGUUGAGACUCAUACUCAUAUAUCACUUUUCAGCAUCACAAUUGCUCCUAGUACAUUCCUCGCCGCCUUAGCUUUCACAUUUGUCUUCAUUUACACAUAUCUUGUCUCCGUGGGUCAUAUACCGCUGAGGAACUUUGUACCCAAACGUUUCCCUCGUCUUUCCUUUAGGACCUCUUCAAUCGUGCCACAACGAUCAGCGAUUGAACAACAGCGACGCCACAAGGCCUUGCCAGCAUUGCCUGCGCCGGACUCUGAAUUUGAUUUGGAAAAGUCCCUUGUUAAACUAACUCGACAGACUCCAAACCAGCGCUCCCAAGCCCAACACCAGAUCCAAAUCCAAACUCGAGCAGACUUGCUAUUGAAGGUCCCAGCACCCAGCUCCCGGAAGAGCAUGACAUCGUCCCUAUAUUCAGACGCCAGCAUAGACGAGAGAAACUUCGCAACUCCGAUGUCUCCUCCACUGCAGAGACCGUUCGAGUACCCAGCAGCCCACUCAGGCUUUGGCUUCUCGGACGAGGACCACGACCUACAAGACGAGAGCGACGACAACCUAGACGAAGCGUCUCUGUCCAACGGUAAUUAUAGCCCUCCGGCAUGGAGGAGGCUCGAGAACGGCGAUCGGUGGUAUGGCAAUUGGCGCGAGAGUAGGGAUAUUCUGGGACGUUUCGAGCAACCGCGGCGCAUGAACACCAAUCACAACAAUAGCAUCUUUCAGAAUGACAUCUUUGAGGCAGCGCGUAGGACACGUUUGCCCACAGGAAGCCUAAGCCCUGAAAAGGGGGUUACGCCGGAACCCGGCGCACCCAAUGAAGAUGAUACUCUCGUUAAGACAAAGAGCGAGCCGCCUUCAGCUAGGAAUUUAAAUCGGGGAACUAACGCGAUCGUGUCCAUGUCGCCCGAUAUCGCCAGUGACAACUAUAUCCGGUUAGCACUACGUGCCGAUAUUCAGCAACGGACAGAGCCCAUCGAGGCCGCUGUGAAUUUCAUACGAGAUAGGACCAAAAUGAUUACCAAGUCAUGGGGGAACAUUAUCCUCUCAGUCCUUGUUGCGAUUCUAUCCACGACCGCAAUCAGGUCAUUAUUCCAACCUGUCCCGCCGCGUCCAUCGCCUGAUUUAGUCAAGGUAGCCGGCAUUGCGCGCUCCUUCGAACCUUUGAUCUACUACUCGGAGAAUGGUGUCAACCAAGUUGGAGAUCUUCAAGCGACUGGAAUUGCGGUAUGGGAUCUUGGAGAGAGCGUGCGAUUAAGUAACAUGACAUCCGCGCCCAUCAUUACCAAGUCCCUUGAUGAUCUAUCGGAUAAUUUAAAAACCUUAGCCAUCGAGCUUACCAAAUUUUUCGCAAGCGUCGAUGGUGAUAUCGAUAGCAUAUUGAUUGUGAUGGACUGGGCGCGACGCGAAUUAGCUCAAUUGCAAGAUGUUCGAAGCCCGCCUCUUUCCAUAGCAUUCGCCAACAUCCACAACGUGUUUUGCGCGAUCGGAAUUUUCGAAAACCCAACCACGGGAAUGCCUACACAAUUAGGCAAUGUAGCGACAGCGAUGUUUGGUAUGUCGCACCCGCAGAGGACUCGCACUACCCUGCAACGCACAUUCACGGAAUUCUUGUCGGUUCUUGAAGAAGCUAUCGAGAACGAGCUACAGCAUUCACUAGCGCUCUUUGGUCUUUUCGAAGCUAUAGAUCGGCAAUUCUUAAACCUAGCGCGCGUCGUGGUGCGCGAAUCGUCGCAGCAAGACGAGGAGCACGCUGAUUUCCUUUCGUCGCUAUGGACGCGUAUCCUAGGGCCAAAGGCUAGCGAGGUCAAGAAAUACGAGCGAAACCGCGAUCUACUUCAGAACGUACGCGAGAGGACAGUACGAAACAAAGGGGUCCUACUAGAGCAUAACGGCAAGCUACUCAGCCUUAAGGCGAACCUCGAGAUUUUGAGAAGAAAACUCGUCUCGCCGCUAGUAAGAAGCAUCAACUCUAGUACGCUCACGGUUGAUGAGCAGAUUAAGGGCCUCGAAGAUGUAGGCAUAUACCUGGAGGGUGUACGCUCUAGGCAGAAAACCAAGCUCAUAGAGAUGAUAUAUGGAAGUAACAGCGGCAGGGCUGGUAUAUCUAGAGGCCCAAGGCUGAUUGAUGAACACGGGCGUUAG